This is a messenger RNA of Cutaneotrichosporon oleaginosum, 2060 nucleotides long. RefSeq lists its product as uncharacterized. The record is from RefSeq and is a predicted model, not a curated record. Lineage: Eukaryota; Fungi; Basidiomycota; Tremellomycetes; Trichosporonales; Trichosporonaceae.
CGAAAGCUCAUCACCCAUCCACCCCUGAGAAUGCGAUCUCCACGCCACUCGAACUCGAGUCUUCUCAUCACUUCUCCACUGUCUCUCAUUCAAUCUACUGCCUUGCGACAUCUCCCUUGUCUUAACGGGAAGCGCUAUCUUUCCGUACGUUUCGCCGACGACGACGCUGUAUUGGAUGCGCUGAGAGCACCUCCCAGACCCGCGUUUGCCACCCACUUCACAUCUACCUCCCCUUCUCGCAGCUCGACGAUGCCCACUGCCAAGGAUAAGGGCAAGGCCCGCGCCGCCCCGCCCACCGAGCGCUCCCCACUUCUUGGUGACCCCUCCUCAUCUUCGUCCUCCUCUCUGCCUCCCGCAUGUGUUCAGGCUCCACCCCGACCUCGUCGUUUGGGGGUUUACGUCGCCUUGCUAGCACUUCUCGCAAGUGUGGGUUUCAUCGCCAUCCUCGCCGCCUCUUUCGUACCUUCCGAGCGUGAGAUCCAAGACCUCCCCGACAGCUUCAAGUACGGUACUCCCACGCUCCACAUUCAGAAUGUCAGUGACGAGGGCGUGCGCGUCAACGUCACACUCUCAGGUGGGCUGGACAUCGAUUCCGCUCUCGCUCUGGAUGGUCGCCGCGGAAGUAGUUGGUGGCAGGGCCUCAGGCGCGGCGCCGCACACGCCGUGCCCCUCCCGGACACCGUGCGAGUCACUAUUCCGCAGCUACAGGUAUACCCGCGCGGCGGCGGUUUGCCCUUACUCAACAUCACGUUCCCGGGCGACAUCCUUGUGCCCCUCGUGCGCGGGGAUGAACUUCGCCCGCUCUCUGUGGAGGCGGUUGGGGCACCGAUAGCGUCGGUCGGUGAGAUCUGGGGUUGGGUCCAGAAGGCAUGGGCUGCUGGCGACGCCGAGGUGAUCUUGGGUGUGCCGGAGGCUCAGGCCCGACUUCUAGGCUUCACAUUCACUCAAGCGGACCUUGCCUUUCCCAUCAAGUUCGACGUGCCGGCGCUCCCCAAUUUUCCUCAGCCUGGCAAGAAGCUCGACCUAAGUAAACUCGUGACAUUGCACAACUACACCUUCACCAACAGGGACGGACUUCGUAUCAUCGCUCUGGCGGCGUUGCCCAACCCUGGAGUCGCCGACAUCCCGUUUCCCUUGCCCUUCGCGAUUGAGUACGAGGGCGCGCGUAUGGCUGAAGUCGUGGCAAACACCGCCAGCGUGUCAAAGGAGAGGAUCGAGCUGUCGCUCGAGGGCGACAUUAUGGCCACGAGCAGCUCUGAUGCGCUGGGUAAAUUCCUCCGGCGCUUCCUGCACGGCCAGGACUCUCCUAUCACUGUGCGCGGCCUUCACGACAUGCCACGGCGGUACAAAGGCCCCUCACCACCACAGUUCGUUCUCCAGACCCUCCCCAGCCUCUCUUUGAACCUCAAGUUCCCAGCGCCGCACCCUGCACCACAGAUUGUCCGGUCUGUCACAGUGGAGGGCAUGAAGCUUGGCGGCGGCGAUGCCAUAGAGGCCAGCGGCACCGUUGUCGCGCUUGUGCAGUUGCCCGACGGCCUCGAGGGUGUGGAUCUCAACGUCUCCGCUAUUCAACCGGAUGUCCUCAUCUACGAUGGUCCGGCCAUAUCCGAUGACCGGCCCGACCCCCGCAAUCCGCCGCAGGGAGCCUUCGCUCGCAUUCACCCAUCCCACUUCCUCCACUCCACGACGGUGCGCUCCGACGACCCCGCCACCCCCGACGCGCUGGUAGUGCGCGCGCCGUUUGAGAAUGUGCCCCUUGACGUGCUUGAGGGCCGGGAGAGCAUCUUCCGCGCCUUCGUGAGCAAAGUCAUCUUCAAGGGCGGCGCGAGCGCCGGCAUUGGCGGAGUGGUGGAUGUGCGUGCGGAUCUAGGGGUCGGCGAGGACAUCGAAAUCGGUGACUUGCCUGUCACUGGUGACUUCUGGGUUGGACGCUCCGCCAGAAUUGCGACCCUUCACAAUCUCGUUUGGUGAUCGCUUGUAAAGUGUAUAUAUGUACUAUGUAGAGUCUAUCGUACGCAUUGGCGCUUGGCACUGGGAGAGCCGCGCGCCGCGCCCCCCUA